This is a messenger RNA of Physcomitrium patens, 4203 nucleotides long. Lineage: Eukaryota; Viridiplantae; Streptophyta; Bryopsida; Funariales; Funariaceae. The record is from RefSeq and is a predicted model, not a curated record.
GUGGGAACACCUUCGAGGAACGUCGUCCUGGCUGCGGUGCGCUUUAGGAAUGCGAAGGAAGGAGCAAGUUGGAGGAGGCACCGGGACACUCUUCAUGAAGCCCUCCGCGAUUGGAAAAUCACCCCGAUCUGCAGUCAAUCCGUCAGUUUCUCCAGGGGGCCUCCGCGAGCGAUUGCGGGAGUGUUUCCAGGGCCGCAUUCUUGCUCCAGGAUUCCGUUCACGCACGUAGUUUCCCCCGAGUUUUUCUCGAUUUCUCUCCCGUUUUCUUCAUUCAGUGCGAGAAUGUGAAGAGUUGGGGAAUUUUCUUGGUCGAGGUGGUGUGAUGGCCGAGGAGUUGGAUGUCUUACCGAAGGAUGGUCCGAGCAGAUUAUUGGCUUGUGAUUGCUGCACUGAACUUCUUCACCAAUUUCGCCUAGUGAAGGUUACUUGUGCGCUACCUAUCUCUAGCUGUGACCCAUCACGUCAGUGAGGGAGAUGCCCGCUUUAGUGGCUCGCCAGGGAGCCACAAGCCCAGGCGGUAACAAAAUCCGAAAUCGGGAGACUCCUUGUAGGAAAGAAAGCUUAUUAGGAAUUGACAACACUCGACGAGGCUCGCCCCAAGGUUACAGAGACAGUAAGGAAACAAAAGCUCCCAAAACCACAGACAUCACAGGAGUAGAGAAUCGAACUACUUCGAAAUCACUUCUCCUCCUCAAGGAAAGGGUUAGCCGCCUUGGAGGUGCGGUAGGCACUGGCAUCGGCGAUGGAUUCAACGCAUCACCAAGAGUACAAGAGGUCCAGUCACAGCAAGGAUCAGUGGGUUACCCGGCGUCAAGGCUGAAUCGCCAAGCUUCUCAGAAAGAAUCCAAGUUGAGGUUGCAUACUAUUCAGCGGAAGAUUCUGGAGCUGCAGGAAAAUGGAGACUCCUCACCCGUCGUAAGGUGUCCUGCAACCUAUAGCCCCCAGUUUCUUGGAGCGUAUAAUUGGGCGAAGGAAUCAGAGGCUCUCCUCAAACAGGAAAUGGCCAUGAUGGACGCCUGCAAAUCUACUCUGGAACAGAGACAUCUGAAUCAAUCAAAUACUUCUCACUACAGUUCUAAUUUGCCUAGAUUCUCUGCUGCGAAUACUCCGGCGACAACGCGUACGAAUUCUCCUUCAACGGCUUCGCUCAGGAAAGACUCAAGGUCUAGGACUUUGAAGACUCGCCCGUCAACUGGUGAUGAAUUAGAAUCAGCAUGUGAUGCGGGAGGAGCUGCUGACACUCGCAUAAUGGUUUACGUACGGGCCCGACCAUUAUCCAAGAAAGAGAAAGAAGCAGGAUCUCGCAGCUGCGUGCGUAUUGUAAACAAGAGAGAUGUGUACCUAACAGAGUUUGCAUUGGAGACGGACUAUUUGCGGCUCAAGCGCGUGCGCGGUCGGCAUUUCGCAUUUGAUGCCUCCUUUCCAGAUAGCACUUCUCAGCAAGAGGUUUACAACACAAGCACUGCCCAACUCGUGGAAGGAGUACUGCAAGGGAGGAACGGAUCAGUAUUUUGUUACGGUGCCACUGGUGCUGGAAAGACGCACACAAUGUUAGGGACCCUCCAAAGUCCAGGAGUCAUGGUUUUGGCUUUGAAGGACCUAUUCGCUAAAAUCAAGCAACGCAGCAAGGACGGAGACCAUGUAGUACGGCUCUCGUAUCUUGAAGUGUACAAUGAAACUGUCCGUGAUCUUCUCUCCCCUGGCCGACCUCUUGUCCUCAGAGAGGAUUCCAAGCAGGGAAUUGUCGCAGCUGGCUUGACGCAAUAUCAGGCAUACUCAGCUGAUGAGGUCAUUCACUUGCUGCAACGGGGCAACCUCAAUAGGACCACGGAGCCCACUCGUGUUAAUGAGACUUCAUCCCGAUCUCAUGCAAUCUUACAGGUUGUCGCGGAGUACAAAUUACAGCAGGAGACAGGUGUAACUGUGCGGGUGGGUAAGCUUUCUUUGAUUGACCUGGCUGGGUCAGAGCGUGCUCUGGCUACUGACCAACGAACCCUUCGGUCAGUUGAAGGCGCUAGUAUCAAUCGAUCUCUGCUUGCCUUGAGCAGUUGCAUCAAUGCCCUCUGCGAAGGGAAAAAACAUAUCCCGUUUAGGAAUUCCAAGCUUACCCAACUUCUAAAGGAUUCGCUGGGAGGGUCUUGUAGAACUGCUAUGAUAGCUAAUAUUAGCCUCAGCGAUGCUUCAUUUGGAGAAACUCAAAAUACUCUUCAUUGGGCUGAUAGAGCGAAGGAGAUCCGGACCAAGUCUGGUGAAACAAACGAAGAGAUGAGUAUCUCAGAAACAUCGGAAGACCAGACGAAGCAGAUAGCAGAAAUGCAAGUCGCGAAUCAGCAGUUGCGUUUUCAAUUAGCUCGUUUGCAGCAAAAGUUUGCCCUUGUACAGCAAAGUCUUCCAUCAGCAAUGACAACACCGUCACGGAUAUCUGCAAACUGUGAGUCGAGACCAAUGUUGGAGCCGGAUUAUCCCUUGACCUCGCAAACUGUUACCUCUCCACCUUUCCAGUAUUCUUCGGGACCUGCAGAUCCAGAACAGGGGAAAACUCCUGGCUUUCACAGCUCAUUAAGUGAGCAGGAGUUUCCUGAAAGGGUCACUGCGGAGCGGACAAUUCGGGACCUUCAACGCACCAUUCAGCUGCUGGAGAUGGAAGUGGAGCAAACCAAGCAAGAGCUUGUGAGGAGGCAUGAAAAGCACACUGCUGCUAUAGCCCUUCUUAAACAAGAGCACGCUAUCGAGGUUAAGACAAAGGAUGAGAUCAUCGAAAAGCUCUCUCAAAGGUCAGUGCGUGAGCCAGAGACCUCGCCAUUGUUGCAGUCGAAAAAGCUUUUCUUGAGCGCUUCGAAAGAGCCUCGCUCUGCCGUUACCACACACAAAACAGUGUCGAGGUUAACUUUUGGCCCAGAAGCCACCUCCAGGAACCCAAUAGCUAUAGAGACGAUAUACUCUGCCCCGGUGACUAAGCCAGCCUUAUCAGAAAAUUCUGCCACUGUCUCAACUCCUAUUGCGCCAGCUCAGGCGAUCACUAAGAGGUCAGAGGUCAGCCCACUUAGACCAGUCUCCAAAACUUUACCCCCUGUACAAGACGAAAAUUUGUCAACAACCAUACCCGUGAGGUCAAUCAUGUCACAAACGAUGGCUGAGUUGAGAAGGCAGGACAUGAUCUCAAAGAAUGCCUUGCCUGUAGUGUUUGCAGCGAGUGGCGGGGAACAGGGCGCAGCAAGGAGAGUCGGUCUACGGCCGUUUAGACACUCCUCGAAUAAUAUUUCAUCCCAGCUGCCGCCGAUGAGGCAAGCAGUAAAGGAGCCUCGUCCUCGGGCUGUUGACCCUGCACCUAGGAGGAUGAGCAUAUCACACCAGCCUCCACGGAGCCCACCGCUUCCAAGGUUUUUUUCCCCUUCUAAGCCAUGCCCCCAGACGUCAAGGCCAUUAGCAUGUAGCACUAGGAAAAGGAGCUUUUGGGAUAUUACGAAUACAAACAGUCCACCAGCGGCUCCGCUCACCAGGGCUGCAAGACGGCUAAGUGUAGCAGCACCAAGCAAUACACCGUCACUGCUUCUUCAGGUGCUCUUGAGCAGUGAGAGGUCAUACUGGGCUGAGUUUGAAGACUUCAAUUACUGUUAACAUGCGGAGUGAACUGACUACAAAAUUGAUUCUUAACAAAUUAUUUGGUCGUUGGUUCCCCAGCCUGGAUUUGCCCGUCGACAAUCUCGGGGGUGAUGUCAUGCGUCAGUCAACCCCAUUGUUCGCCACCGAGAUCGAAGGUUUGCAGUGAGCAAAUCAUCGAGUACAGGUUUGUGGGAGAUGUUUAUUCCAAGGAUGACUGAUGAGGAGUUUCCAUCUUACUCCCUCAGCUUCUCCCGAGUGCCAUGCCAUCCGAAGUAAACAGGCAGAUAUCAUUGACGCUCAUGUACUAUAGAUUCUUCAUGCCUGGAGUGUCGAGCUAUAGCAAAAACUGUCCAUAUUGAUACCAUGUAUUAUUACCUCAGAUUUUGUUGAGUUGGCUCACCAGAUCAUUGACCUUGGUUCUACAAUUACAAAUUCAUGCCACCGAUGAGAUGGUGCUAUUGUUCCAUUCAGCCUGGCAAGGCAUUUUGUGGCAGCUUUUUGUUUUGGUCAAACGAGCCCAGUCAUAGCUUGUGAGUUUUCAAAAACCAAUUCUUUUGAGUAAAUUAGCUCCAACAACAAUGCGGAAGUUUCCUAAAGGUA